GCGAUUGGGCUAUAGAAAGCGGUGGUGAGCGCUGUGCCCUUUGGAGCCGCAACUCCUCCUGGGCCCGUCGCAAAAAAAAACAAAAUAGUGGCUAGCGGAGAAAGGGCGAUCUGUUUCGGGGCCUCCCCAGGGUCGGCGCAUCGAUGAGCUGCGAGGUCACAGUGCUGUAUUUUGCCAGAAGUGCUGAAUUAGCAGGGCUGCGUACAGAGAACAUUUCUGUACCCCAACGAAUAACCUCACUGCAGCUGUGGAGAGAAAUUGUCAAGAGGCAUUUGAGUCUUGCCGAUAUCGAAGAUCAAGUUAUCUUUGCCAUUUGUCAGGAGUACGUACCCCUUGGGGAUCAGCAGUUCAUCCUCCACACAGGGGACGAAGUUGCCAUCAUCCCACCUCUUAGUGGAGGUUAG
Messenger RNA from Pantherophis guttatus, 404 nucleotides. RefSeq names its product molybdopterin synthase sulfur carrier subunit. Gene Ontology annotation, biological process: Mo-molybdopterin cofactor biosynthetic process. Lineage: Eukaryota; Metazoa; Chordata; Lepidosauria; Squamata; Colubridae. Gene Ontology annotation, cellular component: molybdopterin adenylyltransferase complex; cytosol. The record is from RefSeq and is a predicted model, not a curated record.